Molecule: messenger RNA, 2562 nt
Organism: Ruditapes philippinarum (Manila clam)
Lineage: Eukaryota; Metazoa; Mollusca; Bivalvia; Venerida; Veneridae
Exons: 11
Coding region: 64-2562 (832 amino acids)
Source: RefSeq, a predicted model, not a curated record
AAAAAAUCUAUGCAAAGGAAAUUAUUCGGAACUGCAUAGAAAUACUGUUGAUUUAAGACCAGAAUGAUUUCAAACAAUAUCUUUCUGGUACUGCUGUUGCUAUAUUGUUGUAAUGCGCAGAGAUUUGCCCCCACUAGACUGCCCGGAUUUAUGCCGGGAACCUCUCCGGCUGUUCCCAAUCUCGCCCUCGACAUGUGCCAGAGACAAGCUGUUGCUAAGCAAUCGAACACGUCAAGAAGCGGAAAGCACGCGGAACCUAUAUAUAAAUGGUGCACAGUAUACGAGGACGUGCUGCCGUGUCUCGGAAGAACUUUACCCACAGCAAGUAGUGCCAGCGACUGGUACCUCAAACUCAUUUAUAACGAAACUAUGGCAACGAAAAUGUCCAACAGUUUAUGCGCGAGAUUUCCAUACAUAUCAAAUCUUACAUGUGUUGACGGCGAUAUGCCAGCAGUUGGUAAAUGUAUGCAGUGGACUACAAAGUCAGCGACCGACCAUUUUUACGGACACUUCCUACCUCGACAGCCCCUAACAGCGCAAAAAAAGCAAAUGGCGGCUAUUUACGCUUGCAUAAUUUCGGUGGCAACGGCUGGGUGUUUCCACAAGGAAUUGAAAAGUUGUUCCGAACCAAAGAGGAAACUGAUGUACGACUUUUAUAUAAUGUUGGCGGGAAAAUGCCGGGAUAUUGCUGGUGUACCUGACACAACAUCAAUAUGUAAGCAAUUUAUUUUUGACAUUUUUGUGUUAACGUCAUUGGCGCCAACACAACCGCCUCUAGGUGACAGCGCUCCCGAGAACCAGCUGGAAAAAUCAAGCGUAGGAACCAGCAAACCGGAACCGGCUCAGAGGGAAUCAACCAUAGUGACUAGAAACUCGACAAAAGUUACGCCAUCGACACACAGGGUUUCAAUUCCUCCAAACAGUGCCAAAUCACCUGAAGAGGACAGUGUCUCAGAAAUGUCUGAAGUUCUUAUACCAGUUAUAUCAAACCAGUCCUCAGUCAUUGCCAACAAAUCAAUGUUUGAAAUUCAGGAGAGUCAACAGAUUGAGGAGAGUCAGAGUCUUCUACCACAAGUACCGACAGAGUUUCAUAACUUGAACAUGCUCAGAGAACCAAACUACAGUAAUGUGAACAAUACAGAGAAAGAUAAGUGGAUGACAAAAAAGACAGACAACAUAAAAGCUAGAGGUGGUAAUAAAAAGAAUGAUUUCAGAGAAAAUGUUAGUUUUAUACAUACAUCUCCAAGUAACAACAUCAGUCUGUCACAAGCAACUGUUAUAUCCAGUCAGAAGGAUGUAAAUUCAUUCUCUCAACAAAUUGAUUCCACAUCUUUGAAUGAAGGAUUCAUUUUCUCACAACCGAUGGUAUUUGCUAGCGAAGAGGAUGUGUUGACGUUUUCACAAGUGGACAAUGCUCUCAAUAUUGAAGGAGAAGUUGUCUCCUCUCAAAGGGCAGUAACUCUAACAGAACAAAAAGACCCAGCAGAUAGAAUUAUUUCUAGACUUGACAGAUUGGUGUCCUCCUUAGACAAAGUUUCUACAAGACAGAAAAUGGUGAUUGAAGCGACCAUUCUUCAGUGUAUCACAAGUUUACAAGAUAGUCUUAACAACAAACUGAAGAAACAACAAUCGACCACUGACAAUGCUGGAAUCUUUAAAAGACUUCUACAGACAACACAGACUGGUUUACUGAAACUGACAGAGAAACAAAGACUUGAAAAGCUGCAAAUGUCACAAGUUGGGUCACAGUCCAUGCAACAUUUAAACACACAAAAACUAAACCAGUCUGCUCUAAGUGACUUUGGAAAGAGACAGAAGAGGGUGUUUAGUUUACUCAAGCGACAGAAAUAUUUAGUUGAUUUAUUUAAAUCAAGAAAAAGAUCUGAAAUUGCAACUGAUCCCAAUGUUAGAUUUAAAACUGACCAAAAACAUGACCUGAGCAGACAAUCUGAAACCAAACAAGUGUCUAAAUCAGGAAUUAUCCAACCUAAUAAUACUAAUCUUAAGAGAAAUCACAUAAGUAAAACUUGUAACAAAUUGUCCACAGAAAGAGAAUCUGAAACAAAGAUAAUAGGUGACAGUCAGACUGAAUCUAAAAGUGAAGGAGCAAAAGAUAAUGAUAUAGUUAAGAUAAGUGAAGAGCUAAGCAAGCAGGUUUGUUUCAUGAGAAGAGGUAGCAAGGAUUCAAAAUUAACAAAAGAAAACAUGGGUGAAGGUCUUAGAAAUAAGGAUAUUGAAGAGGAAGCAGCAUUAGGAAAAGAAUUGAAAAAUGGUAAUAAAGCUGGAAAAGCAGAUGAAGUAUCUUGUACAGUGACAGAUGUGACUAAUAAAGGUGGUACAGAAUUGGAAGAUGCUGAAGAUUGUAAUCUGACACAGGAUUUAACAACUGUGCCUGACACUCAAGACGUCAUUUCACAGGAUUGUGCAGUUGGAAACAGUUCAGACAGUGGUGAUGUCGUAGAUAUAACAGCAGAUAUGUCUGAUAAUGAGAUAUCUGAAUUUCACAUGAAGUAUGGAGUUAAUGGAGGCUGGAGAAAUUGCAAAAUGAAUGAAACCAGCUAG